Mycena indigotica is the source of this 855-nucleotide messenger RNA. Its product is annotated as NmrA domain-containing protein. The coding region runs from base 1 to 855 and encodes 284 amino acids. The record is from RefSeq and is a predicted model, not a curated record. NCBI's taxonomy places the organism in Eukaryota, Fungi, Basidiomycota, Agaricomycetes, Agaricales, Mycenaceae. The transcript has 3 exons.
AUGGCCUUCCAGUCGUUUGCACUCAUUGGCAGAGGCACCAUUGGUGCCCCCAUCGUGCGUGCUCUUGCAUCGAAAAAUGUCACCGUCGUCGUCCUCUCCAGGCCCACGUCGACUUCAACAGCUCUCCGAAACCUUCCGCCAAAUGUGACGAUCGAGAAAGUCGAUUUCAUGGACUCCGUAGCAGUUUCAGAGGUCCUCAAGAAGCACAAAGCCGAAGUUGUGUUGUCAACUGUGCCCACUGAGGCAGUAGGUUCACAAAAACCACUUGCGGAGGCGGCGAAGGCGGCCGGAGCCCGGCUUUUUGUGCCAUCUGAGUUCGGGUUGCCUAGUGACGACCCGAACGCAAAAGGAGUUUGGGCACAUAAGAGAGACCUCAUAGCACACCUUGAGCAAAUCGGGCUUCCAUAUGUGCGGAUAUUCGUCGGCCUCUUCAUCGAGUUUCUACCAUGGGUGGUAAACUAUCCUGACACAAUUCAACUUGUUGGAGCUGGGGACGUGGCUGUCUCGGUAACAUCCACCCAGGACAUUGGCGGCUUCUUGGCCCACGUCUUGACAAAUCUCCCUAUUCCAGAGCUCGAAAACCGCACAUUCAGAUUGCAGGGCGAUCGUAUAAUGCUAAAAGACCUAGCCGAGAUCUUGGAAGCAAAGAUUGAGUAUGUUGACGAGAUCACGGGUGUUGACAGUGGCCACAAAACAUUGCUGCAAAAGGUUUUCGCGACCGGGUUUGCUAGUACGGGGUGGAAUUCGGAGACCAAGACGGAGAAGUCUGGGAGUGAAGCCGCUGGAAGUGGGAAUGUGUUUUGGCCUGGACAUACGUGGCUGACGGUCGAAGAGGUCUUGAGGAAGCGGAAAUAA